GGCAGAGACAGUGCCAUUUGCCGUUACCCUUAAACCCUCUUCUCAAAAACCCUCUUCACUCGUCAUCACAGUAAUGGCACACCUGAAAUGAAGCUUUGAUAACAAUGAUUAAACUUCACAGAAGCUUCUUCUCCACUCCUUCCUCCUCAACCCCUCUCUCUCUUCGCCACUUCAUGUUGCAAUUCAAGGCGCUUCACAAUCCGUCAAUCUCGCUCUCACCGCACGCCACUUUUGGCAUCUGCAACACAGUUCGAUGCCAAAAGCGUUUGGUUUUCCCUUCUAAGAGCCACUUUGGCUCUCUCGGUGCCGUUGUGAAGUCUACGACGUCGUCUACUGCUUUCAGUUUUCCGUUUCGUGUUGGAAGUGGUUUGGUUAGUGAUAAUAUUUUUACAAAGAGCUUUUCGUCGCGCGUGGCGGAUAGUAAGCAAAAGAAAAGGGCGAAAGCUUUCGUUUUCCGCCGAAAAGAUAAGGAUGGGAGCAAUGUAGCUUCUAGAAGCUUGGGCGACGAGAAGAAGGGUUUGUCAUGCACCGCGAGUGGUGAAGAGGACACCAAAACGGUGAAGAACAAGAAGAAACCGUCGAGGAGCAAGAAAGAGAGCAAGGUUUCUGCCAGCAAUUUAUUAUCACAAGAGGAUGCUGGUGCAGAAGUUUCUAGAAAAUCUUCUUCCAAAGGGAAAAAGACAGUUUCAAAGAAGAAUUCGACCAGGAGUGCUCUUCAAGAAAUACCGGAUAAUUCUAAUUCUGUGAAGGAAAAUGGGAACUCUAGUCAAUAUGAAGAGGUGAAACCUCAAUGGAAAUAUACGCACAGGCCGUUAUAUCCUCCCUCUGGAAAGUCUGUGGUGGUUGUGGAGUCUGUUACAAAGGCAAAGGUUAUUAAGGGAUACCUUGGGGAUAUGUAUGAAGUCUUGCCAAGCUAUGGUCAUGUGAGAGACUUGGCUGCAAGGUCUGGAUCAGUGCGACCUGACGAGGAUUUUAGCAUGGUGUGGGAGGUUCCGUCACCUGCCUGGACUCAUCUGAAGAGUAUCAAGGCUGCACUGAGCGGAGCAGAAAACCUUAUUCUUGCAUCAGAUCCUGAUCGUGAGGGAGAGGCUAUUGCUUGGCACAUCAUUGAGAUGUUACAACAACAGGGUGUGGUACACGAAAAUGUUUCUGUAGCAAGGGUAGUCUUUCACGAGAUAACUGAACAAUCUGUAAAAGGUGCUCUACAAACACCACGAGAGAUUGAUGUCAAUUUGGUUCAUGCUUACCUGGCCCGACGAGCUCUUGAUUACUUGAUUGGGUUUAACAUUUCACCAUUACUAUGGAGGAAGUUACCAGGAUGCCAAUCAGCGGGAAGAGUUCAAUCUGCUGCACUUUCUCUUAUAUGUGAUAGAGAAAUGGAAAUUGAUGAAUUUAAACCGAAGGAGUAUUGGACUGUUUGGGCUCAAUUGAAAAAGGAAGAAGUGGGGUCCAACAAGGACCUUACCUUUUCUGCUCACUUGACCCAUUUUGAUUCAAAAAAGUUGAAUCAGUUUUCAAUUACUUCUGGUACUGAUGCAAGAGAUAUCCAAAGCAAAAUAGACUCAGCCAAUUUUCAGAUUGUUAGCUUGAAAAGAAACAAAGUUCGAAGAAAUCCUCCAACACCUUACAUAACAUCAACACUUCAGCAAGAUGCUGCAAACAAGUUGCAUUUCACAGCAAGUCACACAAUGAAGCUUGCACAGAAGCUCUAUGAGGGAGUUGAACUGUCUGAUGGUGUAGCAGUGGGUCUGAUAACUUAUAUGAGAACUGAUGGACUCCAUAUUUCUGAUGAAGCUGUUGCCAGCAUACGCUCCCUGAUCAUUGAAAGGUACGGACAAGAUUUUGUCUCACAAAAUGCACCAAAGUAUUUUAAAAAGGUUAAAAAUGCACAAGAGGCCCAUGAAGCCAUUAGACCAACUGACAUACGCAAGUUACCAUCAAUGCUCGCUGCAGUACUAGAUGAGGAGUCCUUGAAGCUCUACACACUUGUUUGGUCACGAACAGUUUCAUGUCAAAUGGAACCAGCUAUCUUUGAGCAGAUACAACUUGAUAUUGGAAAUGCUGAUCACUCUAUUAUAUUACGGUCGACCAGCUCAAGGGUUGAGUUUCCAGGAUACCGGGCAGUUUUUGUGGACUUUGAUUCUGAAGCUGUUCAAGAUAAAGAUAGUGAUGGAACCAAUCGUGAUCAAACAUUUGGGGUACUAAAUUCCUUGAAGCCAGCAGAUCCACUACUUCUUGUUCAAACUGAACUUAAUCAGCACUAUACACAACCGCCACCACGGUACUCUGAAGCAUCCUUGGUUAAGAAGCUUGAGGAGCUUGGGAUUGGAAGGCCAUCAACAUAUGCAACCACAUUAAAAGUUUUACAGGAUAGAAACUAUGUAAUGGUAAAAAGUCGAGUUUUGUCUCCAGAAUUUCGUGGUCGCAUGGUUUCAGCUUUUCUGUCAAAUCAUUUUUCAGAGGUCACAGACUACAAUUUCACUGCAGAUAUGGAAACUGAGCUUGAUAAUGUUUCUGCUGGAUUAACUGAAUGGAAAGGCCUCCUUAGAGACUAUUGGACACGUUUUAAAUCAUAUUGUGAGCGUACUUCUAAUGUUCAUAUUCAUCAGGUUGAGAAGAUGUUGGAAAAAAAAUUUGGGGAUUAUUUAUUUGCUUCUCUCCCAAAUCAGAGUCGGGUGUGUCCAAGUUGUAUGGAAGGCACACUUAUUUUUAAAGUAAGUAGAUUUGGUGCUGGCUACUUUAUAGGCUGUGAUCAACAUCCGAGGUGCAAGUACAUUGCUAAAACAUUAUACGGUACAGAGGAGGAGGAGGAUAUACCUCAGCCAAGCAUUAAAGUAGAGGAACCAAUAGUCCUAGGUGUUAAUAGUGGUUCAAAUGAAAAGGUUCUUUUGAAAACUGGUCCUUUUGGAUUCUAUGUUCAACUUGGAGAAGACAGGACAGGAUACAUACCUAAAAGAGCCUCUGUCUCUCAUAUCAAGGAUGUGGGUUCUAUCACCCUUGAAGAUGCACUUGAUUUACUACAAUAUCCAUUGACAUUGGGUAAACAUCCCAAGGAUGGACGGCCUGUCACAUUAAAGCUUGCAAGAGUUGGGUUUUGUGUUAGACAUCGACACACGAUUGCUUCUGUUCCUAAGAAUAUGAAGCCAACUGAUGUCACCCUGGAAAAAGCCCUUGAACUUCUAUCUGGUGAAAACGUGAGACGAUCUGGUCGACCAAAAGGCAAACCUAAACCUAAAGUUGAAGUUGAAGCUAUUGAAGCCUUCUAAGUUUUGUAAUGCAUAAGUGCGGAUUUUUCUCGUGAUUGAACGUUAAUAUCUGCCUCUAGCUGCUACUAGCAAUUUCCACCGAUUGUCCAAUCAAAGGGUUUGCAAAUCCAAGUCCCAGACGAGUCCUGGAAGAUUCAUUUUUGGAGCCAAAUGUAUAUUUAUUUAUUUUUCUUGAAAUUUUGUUGCAUGUUUUUUUCUUGGUGUAACUGUAUACAACGUUAGGCUAAUCUGAUAUUUAUUUUAGAUAGAAAUAUAAUUAUACUGUUAUACGGAAUCCCCGUUGAACUUGAUUGAACCCUGAAAGCUUUGAUUUUGAUCAGCCUAAGGGUUGAUAAUUCUUUUUGUCAUUUUGUAUACUAUAAAGCCGAUCAAGAGACUUGCACAGGAAAUUCAUAUUAUAAAGCCUAUUCAUUACCUUUC
This is a messenger RNA of Abrus precatorius (Indian licorice), 3686 nucleotides long. RefSeq names its product DNA topoisomerase 1. Gene Ontology annotation, molecular function: DNA binding; DNA topoisomerase type I (single strand cut, ATP-independent) activity. Bases 105 to 3266 code for a protein of 1053 amino acids. The transcript has 22 exons. Gene Ontology annotation, biological process: DNA topological change. The record is from RefSeq and is a predicted model, not a curated record. NCBI's taxonomy places the organism in Eukaryota, Viridiplantae, Streptophyta, Magnoliopsida, Fabales, Fabaceae. Gene Ontology annotation, cellular component: chromosome.